Molecule: messenger RNA, 303 nt
Organism: Opisthorchis viverrini
Lineage: Eukaryota; Metazoa; Platyhelminthes; Trematoda; Opisthorchiida; Opisthorchiidae
Exons: 1
Coding region: 1-303 (100 amino acids)
Source: RefSeq, a predicted model, not a curated record
AUGCGUUUUUCAAGUUCCAAACGUUUCACGGCAACUCUGUCCGAAAAGACAGAUAUGUGCCAAUCGGAAGCGAUGCAACGUCCUCUAGAAUCACGUUCGAAAAAUUCCGGUGUGCGCGGUCCCGUUGACUUCUUCAUGGCCACUUCCACUUCCUCACAGUCAUCCCAGCAUGUCAAUAUGAGUAUGAAUUCCUUUCGGGUUUUUGUUCCUUCUCUUCAUGUUUAUGAUCCUCCUAGGCCUCUGGAAUGUCUCAUUGUAGCGCUUACUGGUAUUGAUAUGGCCGAAUCCCAGAAAAAAGAAUGA